Messenger RNA from Rubroshorea leprosula, 1399 nucleotides. The record is from the annotation of a GenBank genome assembly. NCBI's taxonomy places the organism in Eukaryota, Viridiplantae, Streptophyta, Magnoliopsida, Malvales, Dipterocarpaceae.
CGACCCAACGGUUUAAGAGAAAGAGCGCCUUCUUCCCCAUUUCAAAUUCCAAUCCACCAAUUCUAGGGUUUCCUCAAUCACACUCACCUCUCUCUCCCUUCCUCCCACUCCGAUCCCCACCAUGGACAAGUACGAGAAACUUGAGAAGGUCGGCGAAGGCACAUACGGCAAGGUCUACAAGGCCAAAGACAAGGCCAGCGGUCAGCUUGUUGCCCUCAAGAAGACCAGGCUCGAAAUGGACGAGGAAGGCGUCCCUCCCACCGCUCUCCGUGAGGUCUCCCUCCUCCAGAUGCUCUCUCAAUCCCUCUACGUCGUCCGCCUCCUCUGUGUCGAGCACGUCGACACCAACAAGAACGGCGGUACCAAGGCCAACCUCUACCUUGUCUUCGAGUAUCUCGACACUGAUCUCAAGAAGUUUAUCGAUUCCCACCGCAAGGGCCCCAAUCCGAGGCCCCUCCCUCCGUCUCUCAUCCAGAGUUUUCUUUACCAGCUCUGCAAGGGGGUUGCCCACUGCCAUAGCCACGGCGUUCUUCAUCGGGACCUCAAGCCGCAGAAUCUCCUGCUUGACAAGGAGAAAGGCAUCCUCAAGAUCGCUGAUCUGGGACUUGGCCGCGCCUUCACCGUUCCUCUCAAGAGUUACACUCACGAGAUUGUUACUCUCUGGUACAGGGCUCCCGAGGUUCUCCUUGGCUCCACUCAUUACUCCACUGCAGUUGACAUGUGGUCAGUCGGCUGCAUUUUCGCCGAAAUGGUAAGAAGGCAAGCUUUAUUUCCUGGGGAUUCCGAGUUCCAGCAAUUGCUUCAUAUUUUCAGGUUGCUUGGGACUCCAACUGAGAAGCAGUGGCCUGGCGUUACCUCUCUGAGGGAUUGGCAUGUCUACCCACAGUGGGAGCCUCAGAACUUGGCACGUGCUGUUCCUUCUCUUGGUCCUGAUGGAGUCGACCUUCUAUCGAAGAUGCUUAAAUAUGAUCCAGCAGAGAGAAUAUCAGCAAAAGCAGCAAUGGAACAUCCCUACUUUGACAGCCUCGACAAGUCCCAAUUCUGAAGUUAUGAUAUUUGGUAUGACUAUGAAUCCACUUCCCAAGUUCCCAGUAGUAUGGUUAAAGUCCUUACUUUGUUCAAAGCUCAGCAAGAUGCUCGAUGAAGCUAGUUUGUCAUCAACUUGGUGAUUCAAACAACUGAACUUUGUAGUAAUAUUUUGCAAUUUUUAUGUUAUAUCCAUCUUCAUCUUAGUGCCAUCCCUCGCUCGUAAUGCUCAAAUGUUAUUAUAAGUUUGUGAACUUGAAAACGAAAACCCCUGUUGGUAGCGAAUUGUCGUUUUUUAAUUGUUACAAAGCACGUUACUCUCGAGCAUUGUUGUCAAAAUUGGGAGUUAUCUCAUUAAAUCGUACAAUUUUAC